This is a messenger RNA of Wyeomyia smithii (pitcher-plant mosquito), 3544 nucleotides long. RefSeq lists its product as uncharacterized. Gene Ontology annotation, biological process: transmembrane transport. The transcript has 4 exons. Gene Ontology annotation, molecular function: transmembrane transporter activity. The record is from RefSeq and is a predicted model, not a curated record. NCBI's taxonomy places the organism in Eukaryota, Metazoa, Arthropoda, Insecta, Diptera, Culicidae. Gene Ontology annotation, cellular component: membrane. The coding region runs from base 272 to 3478 and encodes 1068 amino acids.
GAACGAAAAAGACAUAUUGGUGACAAAUCAUAGCGGAAGUGUUUAUUGAUUGGCAUUAUAUUUCGUUGAGCAGUGGGAAACGUAAAAAUCCUAUUAGUGCAAAAAAUAUUGAAAAAAAAAAACGAAAGUGUAAUCCUGUUAGUGUACCAAGAACUUAUCAUCACUUGCAACCAACAUAAGUGGAAGAGGUUGGAAAGAAAGUUGAACAUGCUUCUAGUUGUAAACUAGAAACGUGCUCCAUUCUGUUGGCAGCAGUUGCAAGUUGCAACACAUGAGUAGGCAAUGUGCGACUGAUUGUUUGAUACCAACAUUUGCCAAUAAUCCCGAGCUGAACGAUCACAUCGGCGGAAGGGUGAAACCAUCGAACUACAUAGAACGAUUCGAUCCGCGCAAUCCUGAGCUUUGCGACAGCUUUAGUAAUUAUCGCGAGUUGAAUAAGGGCAAGAAAAAAGGGUACGAUGCGACUAAAUACAAAGACUUUCACGAGCUGCAGGCCGACUUUAAGGAGCUGCAAAGCAAGGGCCGGAAAAAGGAUGACCCUAUGAUGCGAAAAGGACACCGGAAGAAGAAAAAGAAGAAGUCCAAGCUAAAUUUUGAGGGAGAAACCUUCAAAGAUCCCGAUCCAUACCAGCUGGCGGUUCGGAAGACCAAGUACGAGAAGCAGAAGAGUAAGUUUGUAUUUGAGGGGGAAACUUUUAAAGAUCCCGACCCAUUUGAGUUGGCCAUCAAGAAGCGCAACCCUGAUCAAGUUCAAAACGAUAGAGAUAUCCAGCAGGAAUUUAUGAAACAGCUUCAUCAUGCGCAUCCCGGGUUAGUUCACGGAAAUUCGGAUAUGAGUAAGCAAUCCUAUAUUGGAAAUUUGGAUAACGAUGAUGGCAGCUUCGAGGUUGAAGAAGCUCCUUGUCUGAAUCGGUCCGCAUUGGCACAGUUUCUAGCCGUUGGAGUCAAAAACGUCCUGCUGCUCGGGUACGGCAUGACCCUAGGUUUUCCGACUAUAGUGAUUCCAGCCAUUCAAGGUGGUGAUGGACGAGUGCCAAGCUACGAGAAGGAUUUUAUUCUAAGCCGAGAGCAAAUUUCCUGGCUAAGCUCGAUCAAUUUAAUUUGUGUUCCACUGGGUUGUGUUUUUUCGGGAAUGCUAACCCAACCGAUUGGAAGACGUCGUGCGAUGCAGAUUGUUAACAUACCGAUGCUGAUCGCGUGGCUGCUGUUUCACUUUGCCGAUGAUGUUCAUUUCCUGUACUGUGGCCUUGCCCUGGCUGGUUUCAGCGGAGGCUUAAGCGAAGCACCCGUACUAACAUACGUAUCGGAGAUUACCCAACCUCGGUACCGUGGAAUGCUGGCGGCAACUGGGUCAACUUGCGUCAUUAUCGGUGUUCUUAUCCAAUUCUUGAUGGGCAGUUUUCUUCGAUGGCGCACGGUAGCUUUGUGGAGUGCUUGCGUUCCGAUUAUUUCGUUUAUGUUGCUUUUUGCCGUUCCUGAAAGUCCCGUUUGGUUGGCGGGAAAAGGCAAACACAAACAAGCCCAGCGAUCGCUAGCCUGGUUGCGCGGAUGGACUAUCGAAGAGGAAGUUGAAACGGAAUUUCGCGAAAUACGUAAACAUAUGGAGGAAAGUAUUGAACAUGAUAAAGACUAUACGCUGGUCCAGAAGGUGAAAAAAUACGGUUCACGAUCGUUCCUGCAACCGUUUUGCAUUAUAAGCUUUUGCUUCUUUGUCGGUCAUUUCUCCGGUAUGACGACACUUCAAACAUAUGCUGUUCAGAUCUUCCACACCCUCAAAGCCCCGAUUGAUAAGUACUAUGCCACAAUUUUAUUAGGAGUUGCGGAACUACUUGGGACCCUUUUCUGUGUGUGCCUCGUUCACUUCAGUGGUAAGCGUCCACUGGUUUUUGUGUCCACAAUCGGAUGUGCCAUAUGUUUUUUCUCUGUCGCUUCGUACGCCUAUUUCCUGAGCUCCAUUCCUGGAUCCACCGUAAGCAACAUAGUUGCCAAUGUUUCGGCCAUCAAGGCCGAAAUUCGUGUCAUACCCCUUAACCAUACCACAGUGAUUGCAAUUCUUCCUGAGGUGUCCAACAACAUGACUGCAGUCUCGAACGAAACCAUGCAAGGAAUGUUCAACAGCUCCUCGGAUGUAGUCUACGACAACCAGAAUUUCAACCCUUAUUAUUUGAACGGAUCGUACGAUGACAGUGUGAACAUCAGCGUUCCCUACGGAGAGUAUGUUAUUAAAUCAGCAAUUCCUACGGAUGUUCUGGUAAAGAUUCCAAAUAUUGAGAGUAAGUAUCUCUGGAUACCGUUAACCCUGCUGCUAGGCAGUGCUUUUCUAACGCACAUGGGAAUUCGUUUAAUCCCGUGGAUGUUAAUCGGCGAAUUGUUCGCUCCGGCCAUAAGAAGCGGAGCUUCGGGUAUCGCUGGAGGCACUGGGUACAUAUUUGGUUUUCUAGCAAACAAACUGUUCCUCUGGAUGCUAUCUACCUUUUCACUACCGGGAACAUUCUGUAUUUACUCUGCCAUAGCAGUUGCCGGUGCCAUAAUACUGUACCAAGUUCUACCCGAGACGGAGGGAAAAAGUCUGGUUGAAAUCGAAACAUAUUUCAUGUCCAAGCGAAAACGAAGCAUUCAUUUCGAUCUCGAAUGCGCACCUCCCAUGCCGAAACCUAGAGGGACGGUCACUGCCUUCGCUCCUCCACCUCCGCUGCCACCACGAUCGCAUCCGCUGAAGGACGAUGUUGGUCGGAUACGAAAAAUCUCCCAGCAGUUUGGAGCUCAAUCGAGAAAAUCUUCCACAAGUUCAGUUCCGCGCAAGAUUUCGCAAACUUCCAUCGGUGAGGUCGAAGCGCCAAGAAAGAUAUCCACCACCUCGUCGCGAGGUUCGCUGCAAUCAUACGACCUAACCUCCUCGCAUCCUAGUCAGACUUCCGAACAACACUACCGGAAAAUCUCCGCAAGCCAGUUGCCAACUAUUUCGGCCAGCCCACAACGUGUUCGGAAAGUGCCUACGACGCAGUCAAAACCAAACACGACCACCAAACCGACAGAAGAAACCACAGCACUCGAAUCCCGGAAUGUUCCAAUUCUAGUGGUGCCACCGCAAAAAGUUCCUACGAAAACUAAAUCAGCGUCGAAAACUAGUCGAAAGAAGUCACCUUCGUUGAAAAAUUUCAACAUCAACAACUGGGAGAGUAAUCUAAAAUUCGAAGAAUUUAUACGCCGUCGGCAGAACCUUAAAACUCCGCAGGAGUUGAACAAAGACAAUGAUGAUGAUGACGAUAGCCUGCUGCAUACGACCGCCAGUCAGCACGAGCUUAAUAAUUUUGACAAAUCGGCGGCAACGCAGCGCGAUUCCCAGCUGCUUUCGAUCGGAAUGCAGCGGCACCGGCAAAACUCGGGAAGUCUGAACGCGCUAACCAGCAUCGCCGGGUAUGACAAUCAAGCUUACCUAGGCAGUACAAACAAGACCGCCAGUGAAACCAGGAUGUAGUCAGCCAGUUCCAGUUGUUGUUUGUUAUUAAGCUGUUGUAGGAACUCUGCAGAUGUUGCAAAAAAU